GCUUGCUCGGCUGGCUGGGGGAUGGUUGGCUGGCUGGUGGUGGGCUGCAGCAGCUGGUGGUCGGGUCGCCCGCUUCGCUCUUUCGUGCGCGCUUGCUUGCUUGCUCGCUCGCUCGCUCGCUCGCGCUACCUCUCUAACCGCGUACAAUCUAAUCUUCUAGCAGCCGCUCUUAACGUCGCAGGCAGGCACAGCAGGCAGGCAGGCACAGGCACAGCAGGCAGGCAGGCGGGGCGGGCGAGCGCGGAGGGGCGACGGGCACUGGGGCGUCGUCGUCGUCGUCGUUGCGGCGUUGGUUGUCUGAGUGCUCUGUUCCAUGAACGCGAGCCAGCAAUUCGCCAGGCAGGCAGUGGCUGGCUGGCUCGGAGCGAGGCAGGCAGGCAGCAGCAGCAGCCGCGGGGCAGCAGCAGCGAGCACCGGCAGGCGGAGGCUUGAGUGAAGAGAAGUGAGCGAGUGAGUGAGCGAGCGAGCGAGCGUCGCAAGCAAGCGAAGCCCAUCAGCACAACACAGCGCACAACUGAACCGCAGCAGCAGCAGCAGCACAGCCGCAGCUGCAGCGCAGAUCAUCUUUUCUUUCUCUCUCUCUCUCUCUCUCUCUCUUCCUCUCUUCCCUUCCCCUUCCCCCCUCCCCCUGUCCGUGCUUCCGCCCUUCGAUUCACGCAUUCAUUCUUCGCGAGUCGCCCACUCUUUCAAAGCUAAUCCACUCAACUUCAAAGCGCGCAGGCAUCAUUCGAUUCUAUCUGUUUGAUACUCACGCUCCCCCUCGCUCCCUCCUCUUCUUUCUGCUUUUCCCCUUUUCCGCUCUUCUCUCUCUCCUACUGUCUUUCCCCCCAUCUGGCGCUUUCUCUCUCCUCUGUCUCUCUGUGUCAUCCUUCUCUCUCUCUCACUCUCUCUCUCUCUUCCGUGCGUGGAAAGGUCGCGAGUCAAUUCGGCUGAGCUAGCGCACUGUCCUUCUACCACCACCACCACCACCACCACUACUCCUCCUCUUACCACUUGUUCGCCUUCUUCUUCUUCUUUCCUCGCUGCCCGCCCACCAUCUUCCCCGCUUCUCGCUCGCCUUCAGUGUCAGCUGUACCACUCUCAUCCCCUCUCUCUCUCUCUCUCCCUCUCUCCCUCCCUUGCCCCCUCGCAGCCCCACCCCCAGCCCCAGCCCCUCUCUCUCUCUCUCUCUCUCUCUCUCCUAUUCCUUCGUGCCCACUCCUCUCGCUCGCUCGCAUUCGCCGCUGCCACGUUAAUCCGCGGAAGCGGCCGUCGCUUAUCUACUUCCCUAUCCACUGCUGCUGCUGCUGCUGCGCGGGGCGAAUUCCCGCGGGGAUCAAAUCCCAAAUUUUGCUGCUCUCGUUUCUCUGCGAGGGGCUGUGUGCCCUGAUCGCGUGCCCCAUCCAUUCUCUCGCUCGCCCGUGUCUCGACGGGGGAAGCACCGAGCACCGAGCGGAGUCGGAGUGCUCCGCCGUGGGCAGGGAGGCAGGCAGGAGCGAGCGAGUGAACGAGCAGGUGGUAGAUUUUAGGCGCUCCCCGGAGUUCGAGAUUCCUCGCUUUUGCGGUAGGUGAGGUGAGGUGAGGUGAGGUGACCUGGACGACGGCGGAUUCGGAUAGCGUCGAGUUGUUGACGUGCGCCAGACGAAGAGAAGAGCAGCAGGUGGUUUUGUGACAGCUCUUUCGCAGAAAAGAUUGGCAGGGGAGGGAGGAAACACCCGACGACGUAGGAAUGGAGCGCAUCUGAUUUCCCGAGGAUGGAAUUCCGCACUCUCGCUUUUGACCUCGUAGAGUGGAAUUGCGGACAUUGACGUGCAGCCCUCCUGGGACUGCCUAGCGCCGCGUUCGUGGAUGGGCUUGAGCUGAGAAGCUCGGGGGCAAGGCCAGGCAAGGAAAGGUAAGGCAAGGCAAGGCGAAGCAGGUUUUGCGAGCGGAGAGCAGGAGGACGAGGACGAGCGGGAGAAGGAGCGAGAGCGCGGUAGAAAGAGAGAGAGAGAGGGAGGGAAAAUUGUGAGCGAGGAGUGGGAGCCCCGAGGGGAGAGGGAGUUCUCGAUGACGUGAGGCAGGGCGAGGAGCGAAUCAAUGUUGCAAAUCAGUCCGCAUCCCAAGUUGAAACUACCAGCAAUUGGAACGGAAGACGAAAGUAGGGGCGAAGAUGGUGUCAAGAUCGUACGCAAAUUUGUUAGAUCUCUCGGCGGGGGACAUGGGCGUCGCUCCGCGCAGCAGCAGGCGCCUGCCCAGAGUGAUGACGGUGGCCGGCAUUGUCUCGGCGGAAGGCCGGGACGACGAUAACAGCAACAGCGUCACGUCCGAGGCGCCGUCGUCGCUCUCGACCGAGCGCAUAAUUAUCGUGGCGCACAUGCUGCCGCUCCUGGCCCAGAGGAAGGCGGACGACACCGGCUGGACCUUCAGCUGGGACGAGGACUCGCUGGUGCUGCAGCUCAAGGAUGGGCUGCCCGAGGACAUGGAGGUAAUUUACAUCGGGUGCCUGAAAGUGGAGGUGGAGCCGAGCGAGCAGGACGAGGUGGCCAGCGCGCUGCUCGAGACCUUCAAUUGCGUGCCGGCCUUCCUGCCCGCCCACGUGCAAGUCAAUUUCUACCACGGCUUCUGCAAGCAGCUGCUCUGGCCGCUCUUCCACUACAUGCUGCCGCUGGCGCCCGAUCACGGCGGCCGCUUCGAUCGCUCGCUCUGGCAGGCGUACGUGAGCGCCAACAAAUUGUUCGCCGACAAGGUGAUGGAGGUGAUCAGCCCCGAGGACGAUUUCGUCUGGGUGCACGACUACCACCUGCUCGUGCUGCCCACCUUCCUGCGCCGGCGCUUCAACAAAAUCAAGCUCGGAUUCUUCCUGCACAGCCCCUUCCCGUCCUCGGAGAUUUACCGCACUCUCCCCGUGCGCGACGAAAUCCUCCGCGCCCUGCUCAACGCGGAUCUGGUCGGAUUCCACACCUUCGACUACGCGCGCCACUUCCUCUCGUGCUGCAGCCGCAUGCUCGGCCUCGUGUACGAGUCGCGCCGUGGCUACAUGGGGUUGGAGUACUACGGGCGCACUGUGGGCAUCAAGAUCAUGCCCGUGGGCAUCCACAUGGGCCAGCUGAACACGAGGUUGAAGCGCCACGACACCGAGUGGCGAAUAGGCGAGCUGCGGGCCGAGUAUGCGGGCAAGACGGUGCUGCUCGGCGUGGACGACAUGGACAUUUUCAAGGGCAUCGGGCUGAAGCUGCUGGCGAUGGAGCAGCUGCUCAAGCAGCACCCGCAGCGCAGGGGCAAGGUGGUGCUGGUGCAAAUCGUCAAGCCCGCCCGGGGCCGGGGCAAGGACGUGCUGGAAAUUCAGAACGAGGCCAGCACCAUCGCCAGGCGAAUCAACCGCGAGUUCGGGUGGGAGGGCUACCAGCCCGUGGUGCUGCUCGAGCGGUCGGUCCCGCUGUACGAGCGCCUGGCCUUCUACGCUAUCGCCGAGUGCUGCGUAGUCACGGCGGUGCGCGACGGCAUGAAUCUGCACCCGUACGAGUACAUUGUGGCGAGGCAGGGCUGCGUCGCGGCCGAGCCUGCCAAUGGCGCUAGCGCCGAGACCGCCCGCCAGAGCAUGCUGGUGGUGUCGGAGUUCAUUGGGUGCUCGCCCUCGCUGAGCGGCGCCAUUCGGGUCAACCCCUGGAACAUCGAAACGAUGGCGGAUGCCUUGAACACAGCGAUCACGAUGCCUACGGCCGAGAAGCACAUGCGGCACGAGAAGCACUUCAAGUACGUGAGCACGCACGAUGUCGCAUACUGGGCUCAGAGUUUCAUGGGGGACCUCGAGCGCACCUGCCGAGACCACCAGCGGCGGCGAUCCUACGGCAUCGGAUUCGGAUUGAGCUUCAAGGUCGUGGCCCUGGACCCCAACUUCCGCAAGCUCCUCACCGAGCACAUUGUGUCCGCCUACGGCCGCAGCCAGAAGAGGGCCAUUCUGCUGGAUUACGACGGCACCAUGAUCACGCAGACAUCUCACAACAAGACCCCGAAUCAAGACGUGAUCACCCUUCUGAACACGCUCUGCAACGACCCCAAGAAUUCCGUUUUCAUCGUCAGCGGCCGAGGCCGCAAAACCCUUUCGGAUUGGUUCUCUCCGUGCGAGCGACUGGGAAUUGCUGCCGAGCACGGCUACUACUACAGGUGGAGAAAGGACGAGGAGUGGACCACCUGUGUGUCGGUACAGGAUUUUGAGUGGAAGGAAGUCGCCGCUCCGGUGAUGAACUUGUACACCGAGAGCACAGAUGGCUCUAUAAUCGAAGAAAAGGAAAGCGCUAUAGUGUGGCAUUAUCGAGAUGCAGAUCCGGACUUCGGAUCGUGGCAAGCGAAGGAGCUACUGGACCAUCUCGAGAGCGUGUUAGCUAACGAGCCUGUCGCUGUAAAAAGUGGUCAACACAUUGUGGAAGUCAAACCGCAGGGUGUGAGCAAAGGUGUUAUUGUGGAGAAGCUGCUUUCUAUGAUGGCAGAACGAGGAUCACCUCCCGAUUUUGUUUUAUGCGUUGGAGACGAUAGGUCGGAUGAAGACAUGUUCGAAAGCAUUGCGACGACCAUGUCACUCCCUCCGCAGUCCUCGAUGGCGGAAGUUUUUGCGUGCACCGUAGGACAGAAGCCCAGCAAGGCGAAAUACUACCUGGAUGACACAUCGAAUGUCCUAAAUAUGUUGCAAGGUUUAGCUAUAGCGUCUGAUCCGGGAUCAGCGACUGCGCUGAGUGCUUAUUCAACUCACACUUCUCAAGCUACAUUGGAAAUGUCCCUCCUACAUAUUUAAGCAACCUGAAGAAGUUGUUCUUCGUCGCUUUUGGUGGAAUGCUCUAGUCAGCUUAUUGUGAAAUAAUUACAGGACUAUGAAAGUACCCAAAGCUAUGUCACAUUUUUAAGGUGGAUGGUUGUGAAUCAAUGCUCGUACUCUGAUUUAGAUGUGACUUCUUCACCGUCAAAACAGGUUCAAUGGCGGAAAUUACUAGGGUAUGUGAGCAGUGUUUGUUUCUUUUCAUAGUUCAUCCAUACAUCAUUCUUUUCAGCACUCAUAAGAGAAAUCAAGGUAGUAGUUGGCAGGUCCGUUGGGGAAACAUGACUUCAAUGGUGUGGAGAGUAGGGUUCCACUUUAUUGCUAGACCCUAGUGGGCAGGUCUGUCUGACCACACAUGUACAUGCUGUGCUGUAAUGAUUGUCGAAGUAGGCCACAAGUCUUGUCAUAGAAUUGCACUAAGUGCAGAGACCAGGCUGCUGGCUGAUCCCAUUUUUGAUGACUUUUGUAGCGUGCUUAUGCAAAGCAACAAGGUAGUUAGCGUUAGGUAGGGCCAGUUUAGCAUUGUAGGGUGAUGGAUGUAAUGAUGGGUUCUCAGAACGGCCACCAAUGGUAUGUACGAGUCUCUUCUCCCUUCAGCUGAAGAAUCAAAUUUUGAGGGUGUUGAGUCCCAAGACACUAUAGAGCUACGUUUUAGGUAGUGCACAUACUUGUUUGUAACUAAAUUGAACACAGGUGUGAAAAUUCACGUGCUGAUUGGAACUG
This is a messenger RNA of Marchantia polymorpha subsp. ruderalis, 5494 nucleotides long. The record is from the annotation of a GenBank genome assembly. NCBI's taxonomy places the organism in Eukaryota, Viridiplantae, Streptophyta, Marchantiopsida, Marchantiales, Marchantiaceae.